Messenger RNA from Brassica napus (rape), 2751 nucleotides. RefSeq lists its product as uncharacterized. Gene Ontology annotation, molecular function: DNA-binding transcription factor activity; DNA binding. NCBI's taxonomy places the organism in Eukaryota, Viridiplantae, Streptophyta, Magnoliopsida, Brassicales, Brassicaceae. The record is from RefSeq and is a predicted model, not a curated record. The transcript has 6 exons. Bases 1247 to 2470 code for a protein of 407 amino acids.
UCUCUCUCUCUCUCUCUCUCUCUCUCUCUCUCUCUCUCUCUCUCUCUCUCUCUCUCUCUAACACACAAAAAAAAAAUAUGCUUUUUGGUUUCUUCUUUUUCUGUUUCACAGCUUUGGCUUUGAAGUCACGAGCCCAUCCCCUAACCUUUCCCUUUUAUUUAUUUGUUUGCUUUUCUAGUCAAUUUAAUUUAUGAGUUGUAAGUUGUAACACGAUGAAAGAAGUUUCAUUUAUCUAGCUAAUGUGUAUGCCUCAUUAAUGUUGCUUUCUUCCUAUAUUGCAAAAGCUAGUUCGAAUUGAACAAGAAGACGACGUGUUAAAUCAAAAGAAUACAUAGAUCACUCGGUUAUGGUAGAUAGAAUUCUAAUAAUAAAAAUCAUAGAUCACCCAAAUACUCAAUGGCAAUUGGUUCACUCACAGCGUACGUCAUCUUAAACCACAUUUGAUUCACUCAAAUGGGUAUUACCAACAGGGUUGAUAUCUAUUUCAGGAAAAACAAUUGAAUGCCAUAACAAUGAAAACAGUAAUAUAUCUUUAGAUAAAUUCUGUCUACACCUCUUGAGCUUCUUUUCACUUCCCUAUCACGAGACUUAAAAAUUGAAGGAAUUAAGUUAAUAAGUAUAAUUCUUAAGUUUUAUUUUUAAAUAUUCGUGUAUAUGACUGGAGUGUACAGUUACUAAUCUUUUUUAGAAGUAAAAAGACCAUUUGUUUUUUUUGUCUUGAGGUGUAAAUCUAGAUCUAUAUUUGCCUAAGAUGUACUCCCUCCGUUUUUUAAUAUAAGUCGUUUUAGAGAAAUUUUUAUGUUCCAAAUUAUAUGACGUUUUCGGUUUUCUAUGUAAAAUUUAUUAACACUUAAUGUUAUAUAACCAAUGAUAAUAUAUCUUCUAUUUUAUUAUUGGUUGAUUUGUGGUUAGGUAAAUAUUUAAUGAUGUUUUUGUUUAGAAAAUAUAAAAAUUUUAAUCUGAAAAUUAUAUGUUAAAAUAGAAUUUAGAAUAUCCGCUGCCCUCAUAUACAUAUUAUUCAAUAUAUAGUAGAGUUAGAGGACAGAGAGGGAAAAGGAAUGAUGGAUACAAGCAUCCAAAAAGUCAUACAUACAAACCUUCAAAAGUCUUCACCUUAAAUUCCGAACACAUAUAUGUGUUAGUGUGUGAUCUUUGAUUGAACUUUGUCCAGAGACUCAAAGAUAGACCAAAAAGGUUCAGACCCCAAAACAAAUACAAGAAAACAGCCAAAAAGCUAGAGACCAAGAUGAGAUCAAGCAGCCAAAGUUCUGAAAACUCCAAGACUUGUCCAUCUAACAAUUUCAAAGCAACUACCAAGAAAGAAGACAACAAAGAUGAUGAGAACAAGGAUGAAGAAGCGAGAUCAGUAGAUCAGAGCCCAUCGAACAAUAGCUAUGUAGAAGAGAGUGGGAGUCACCAUCAUAAUAAAGAUCAGAUCAAGAAAAAUGGUGGAUCUGUGAGGCCGUACAACCGCUCAAAGACUCCAAGGCUGAGAUGGACACCUGAGCUCCAUCUCCGCUUCCUUCAAGCUGUGGAGAAAUUGGGUGGACCAGAUAGAGCAACACCGAAGCUUGUUCUUCAAUUGAUGAACGUCAAGGGGCUAUGUAUUGCUCAUGUUAAGAGCCAUCUUCAGAUGUACAGAAGCAAGAAGACUGAUGACCCAAAUCAAGGAAAUCAAGGAUUUUCGUUUGAACACGGAGCUGGUUACACUUACAACCUUGGCCAACUUCCAAUGCUACAAAGUUUUGACCAAAGGCCUUCUACUAGUUUAGGAUACGGUGGCGGUUCAUGGACGGACCAUAGACGCCAGGUCUACCGUAGCCCUUGGAGAGGCUUAACAGCACGAGACAGUACAAGAACAAGACCCACACUGUUUAGCUCACAGUCUGGCGAGAGAUUUCGUGAAGUUAGUAAUAGUAUUCUUGAUGAUACGAAUAAAACUAUUUCGUUUCGAAUCAAUUCUCAUGAAGCUGCUAGAGCGAGCAAUGGAGUAGGUGAAUCAGUUCCAAGUAUUCAUAGAAGCUUUCUUGAAGGUAUGAAAACGUUAAGUAAAUCAUGGGGACAAAGCCUCUCCUCCAAUCCUAAUUCUUCGACCGCAUCAGGGCCACAAGAUCAUAUUGAUACCAUAUUAAGUUCUAAUCAAAGGGAAAAUCCUAGAGUGGCAGAAGAAACGGAGAAUGUUUUGAAAAGGAAAAAGUUGUUACUGUCAGAUGAUUGCAAUAAGUCGGUCCAAGAUUUGGAUCUAAGCUUGUCCCUUAAGGUACAUCGGACUCACAACAACCUUGGAGACUGCUUGAUAGAAGAUGAAGAAAAAGAACUUGACGAUCAUGAGGAUAUCAAGGGUUUGUCUCUUUCAUUAUCUUCGUCGAGUUCAUCAAAACUCGGUCGAGACAUUAGGCAAGAAGUUCAAAAUGAUCCUAAAAAGAGAAAGAUUUCGGUCUUGGUAAGUCCCCUUGAUCUCACUUUAUGAAUAUAUAACAACAUAUAUAUACGUAUAUUCUAAGUGAGAUCUUGAGGUACUUGUUGAUGGAAGACGGUUCUUUGUUGUUUAUCAUUCGUUAAAUACUUGUGACAAGACCCAUAACUAAGGUAAUAAUAGAUACAUUUUUAAAACGUUGUUCUGGUCCUUUUUCCCAUAUAAUUUUGUCGAGAUGUUAAAUGCUUAUUUAAAUAUAAAUGUUUGUGAUCGAGUUGUGAACAGAGAUUCGUUUUAUCCUGAAUAGUAACCAAUAAAAAUGAUUAGUGAGUCUA